GGUGAAAGUAAACGAAUACGAGAUAAGCUGCUACACGGGGAAUAAAAAGGAACGUAAAAUAUAAAGAGGAAUUAGCGAGGAGGUGGAGGAAGCAAGCAGAGAGUGGAGACGGAGGGAUAAAUCGCAGAUCUGUCCAUCGUGGCCGUGUCCUCUACCUUGAAGAACAGAGCAACGCGCGUGAUUCUCUCUUUUGCGCUGCUCCGAUUCUGAGGGUGUUUUCUCAGAGCUCUGCGCUGGUUGUUUUUCAUUUCAUGAGAGUGAGAUUCCAUGGCAAGCAUUGCUGGAAAAUUUGCUCCUUCUAAUGGGUCUAUCUAUGUGUGCAACUUGCCUUAUGGGACCGACGAUAAUAUGUUGGCUGAAUAUUUUGGCACCAUUGGAGUAAUAAAGAAAGAUAAACGUACAGGGAGACCUAAAAUAUGGUUAUACCGAGACAAAGAGACUGAUGAACCAAAGGGAGAUGCUACUGUAACAUAUGAGGAUCCGCAUGCUGCUGUGGCUGCUGUUGAAUGGUUUAACAACAAGGAUUUUCAUGGCAAUACAAUUGGAGUUUAUAUAGCGGAGUCAAAAAACAAGGACGACCAAACAUAUAAUCCAGUAGUUGAGCCGGGUGUUGCUGAUAAUGUUGUUGGACCGGAGGAAACUGAAGGUGAUGCUAAUGGUGUUAGUGGAAGAGGUAGAGGGCUAAUUGAUGCUUCUGGCAAACCAUGGCAACAAGAGGGCGAUUGGUUGUGUCCGAAUACAAGCAGUUGCUCCAAUGUGAAUUUCGCUUUUCGUGGUGCGUGUAAUCGCUGUGGAACUGCUCGCCCAGCUGGUGCUUCUGGUGUUGCAGGAGGAGGUGGCCGUGGCAGGGGACGUUCUGGACAAGAUUCAGGGGGUAUUGGCCGUCCAGUUGGUGCAACUGCAGGACUUUUUGGUCCCAAUGACUGGCCGUGUCCAAUGUGUGGCAACAUCAAUUGGGCAAAGCGGUUAAAAUGCAAUAUUUGCAAUACAAACAAGCCUGGGCACAACGAGGGUGGUGUAAGAGGAGGUCGAGCUGGAGGUUACAAAGAGCUUGAUGAAGAGGAAAUUGAAGAAACUAAACGCCGCCGGAGGCAGGCUGAAGAUGAUGGUGAGCUGUAUGAUGAAUUUGGAAACCUUAAGAAGAAAUUCCGUGCCAAAACACAGCAAGCUGAAGCUGCACGAGUGCUUCCUGGUUCAGGGCGUGCUGGUUGGGAGGUCGAGGAACUAGGGAUUGACAGAGAUGCUAGAGAAAAAAGCAGAGACAGAGGAAGGGACUAUGAUGAUGGAGAGCACAGGAGCAGAGAGCAAAAUGAAAAGGAGAGGCAAAGCAGUCGUAAUAGAGAGAGGGACAGGGGAAGAGAUCGAGACAGGGAUUAUGGGCGAGAUCGGGACCGAAAUAGACACCGAUAUUAAAAAUAGCAGUAGAAGUGCAUUCCGAUGUUUUGACUUCCAUGAUGUGUUUCCUUUUUGGCAAAGGAUUUCAAUUGUUUUGAAUUAAAUCCUUGAAUUUGGGGUUUGACAUCCUGCAAUCUGAUGAAUGCGCGGACAUUUGUAUAACCUAAGAUAUUUUUGCUGUUGGUAUUUCUUUGGACAGAUUUCUACUUGAGAACAUUCACAAUAGUUUGAACUUUGAACUAUUAGUUUGUUGUCUGCCAUUUUUGUGUAUCUUGUUUUCCGAAAUAAGUGAUAAUCUGGAGAAAAAAGUGGUUUUUGGUAGUCCAGUCCAGGGGUGGUAUUUGUAAAGAUAGAAGGUGGCACUCAUGGAAGGUAUUUAUACAGCUUAAACUGAAGUCU
Messenger RNA from Cicer arietinum (chickpea), 1794 nucleotides. Its product is annotated as transcription initiation factor TFIID subunit 15. Lineage: Eukaryota; Viridiplantae; Streptophyta; Magnoliopsida; Fabales; Fabaceae. The record is from RefSeq and is a predicted model, not a curated record. Gene Ontology annotation, molecular function: RNA binding.